Molecule: messenger RNA, 1979 nt
Organism: Caenorhabditis elegans
Lineage: Eukaryota; Metazoa; Nematoda; Chromadorea; Rhabditida; Rhabditidae
Gene: slcf-2
Product: Major facilitator superfamily (MFS) profile domain-containing protein
Exons: 13
Coding region: 3-1790 (595 amino acids)
Biological process (GO): transmembrane transport; hexose transmembrane transport
Cellular component (GO): membrane
Molecular function (GO): transmembrane transporter activity
Source: RefSeq, marked reviewed
AGAUGUUCACACUUCUCACUCGAGGGAUCCCGUCUCUAAAAACUCGUGGUUACUUCAAAGCUAGAUAUCAAACCGGGUCAGAUGUCUAUGAAUCACUGCUUGAGGACGCAAAUCCUGAAGAUGGAAACGCUAAACCUCCCGAAAUUCACAUACGAAUGCCACGAAUUGUGAAUACUUGCCCACCGGGAUCACCAUCGCUACGAUUAGCACUUGUAGUUCUCAGUAUUGGAGCUGCAAGCCACUUUUUGCUUUUCCUAGACAGUGUUGUGGACAACUUGUUACCAGCAGCAAUGCCCUUUUUCCUUUCCGUCUAUGAAAAUAAGGAAAAUGCCAAUCAUGCAUGGGAGAUGCUUGUUUCGUCAAGAAUCUAUGGCCUCGCCAUCGGAUGUUUCGUUGCUGUUCUUAUGUCACAUCGACACGGAAGAAAACUACCGGUAGUUGUUGGGACCAUUCUUGAUGUGAUCGGAGUUGUCCUUACGCUUCUUAUCACAUCAGUUCCCCAUGGGGUUACUGUAGCGACUGUUGGUAGACUGAUCAAUGGAAUAGGACAGGGUAUGGUGCAAACUGCUGGAUCAGUGAUGUUGUCCGAGCUUCCGCCGCUGAAGACAAGAGGAACAGUGUUAGCUACACUGACAAUGUGGGCAUGUAUGGGAGAACUCGGCGGAAUGACAAUUUCAUUGGAUGAAUUUUUUGGAACACCAGAACUCUGGCAAUGGGCGAUGGGAUUUCCUCUACUCCUCUUACUCCCGGCUCUCGUCGUCAUCUGGCAUGCGCCAGAAUCUCCAAGAUACCUUUUCAUUGAGAAUCGUGAAGACGAGGCUCGUAAAGCCAUGUCGUACUAUCAGAGUCCAGCAGAUUGUAAACAAUCUAUCGAGGAGAUUUUGCUUGAAAAGCAAUUUACUAUGGAAAUGAUCAAAGAAAAAGUCGAUGAAAAUGGAAAUACUAGGAAAAAGGAACCAGCAGGGCUACUGAGCUCAAUUUGUGAACGUUUGAAGGAUGGAAGGUUCACUCGUGCGCUUCUAAUUGCUCUUUUUGUUCAGACAUUUGUGCAUCUUGAUGAUUGGCUUUGGAUAUCAUACUCGACACAAAUUUUCGAAAAUUUCGGCCUAACCUCUGGAAAAGCUCAAACUGCGUCACUGAUCAUGUCGCUUCCACAAGCCGUCAUUAGUAUUGCACUCCUUGGAUGCUUUGACAACUUUGAUCGCCGAACUCUUCUCAUUGUUCCGACAAUUCUCAGCGUGAUAUUUGGUUUUUUGGCGAUCGUCUUCUCCAGCCCAGGACUGUCGAAUGUCAUUCCCCUAUUUGUUAUCAUUCCCAUCUUAGCAACUUUCGAUUUAUCCGUCGCUGCGAUCAGUGGCGAAUCGGCUUACGCGAUCGUACCCGAACUAUUCCUCGCAAAUGAUAAAGUUUUGGGAUCAGCUAUUGUGGGCAUCGUUCAGAAUGGAUUUGGAGGGGUUUUGACAAACUGCCUACUAACUGCUUUGAACACUCAUGGAAUAUCAAAUGUACUAAUACCAUUUGUAGCAAUGAACACAGUUUAUGUAGGUGUUACUUACAAAUGGCUUCCCGAAACUGCAGGAAAAACUCCACAGGAAAUCAAUCGUCACUUCUCACCAGAGUUUCCUGGAACAAAUGUAUUCUUAUACUUAAAACACAAAGCCUCGAAAACGUUCGCAUAUCUCAGUGGAAAACCGGCGCUGAUGAACUUUAUCAGUUUUGUGGUGCAGUUGGCGUGCUGCAUAUUUCUUCUCGAUUUUGGAGUGAACAUUUACAAAAACAUUGGAAAGUGAACUGGGUCUCUCUUUUCAAAAUUGAUACCAGUUGGCAAUCGUCGAAACAAGUUGGUCUCUCAAGAAAAAUGGGUUCUUAUGCAUGUAGUUAUAAAUUAGGGGUCGCUUUGUUUGUAGAUUGUCCAUGAAAUAAAAAAGUGUUUUGUUAUAUACGUUUAUUGAUACAAUAAAUACGUUUUAAAGUUGAAU